Phytophthora infestans T30-4 is the source of this 2349-nucleotide messenger RNA. RefSeq lists its product as uncharacterized. The record is from RefSeq and is a predicted model, not a curated record. Gene Ontology annotation, biological process: proteasome-mediated ubiquitin-dependent protein catabolic process. NCBI's taxonomy places the organism in Eukaryota, Oomycota, Peronosporomycetes, Peronosporales, Peronosporaceae. Bases 1 to 2349 code for a protein of 782 amino acids. Gene Ontology annotation, molecular function: ubiquitin protein ligase activity. The transcript has 6 exons.
AUGGCAUCGCCCCACGACGUUGGCGUGACGAUGGAGGGCGAGCGGAGCAAAGAAGAAGAAGAUAAAGAUGUAGAGAACAACGGAGAGAGAACAGAAGAAGGGACAGAGGAGCAGGACGUCAUAGAGCUAGACUCAGACGAGGAACACCACGAAGAAGAAGAACACAAACAGGAGGAGAGUGAGGACGAGGUGCAAUUCAUGGGCAACACAGAGGCAGCCAAUGAACACCAGGGAACUGGCAGCGAUGGAGAACAAAGCCACGAGGACGACGUUGUGUUCGUGGACAGCGAAGAGUCCUCCAACGGCCAGUCCGAGCGAUCAAGAGCUAACACGGACGCCGUCAUGGCAGCCCAAGGAUACGUGACGCCAGCCACAUUGGAAGCAGAGCUCCAGUGCAUCAUUUGCCAGUAUGCAAUGUUCAAGCCAGUGUCAGCGAUCUGCGGCCACUCGUUCUGCCGUGUGUGUCUAAUGGACUCGUUCUUGACGCGACCAAUUGAAGAAGCACAGUGUCCCAUCUGUCGCCUUGACAUCCUGCAGCCAUUCUCGACGCUAAAAACAAUGGUGUCGUUAUUUUCCGUCAAUGUGACGCUAUGGAAUCUCGUCCAACUCCUCAUCCCGUCAGUCGCCGAGCGAAUUUCUACGUACCAAGAGGAGGAAGAACAGGAAUUCAAACAAAAACUCAUUGAAUUGGACAGUAAGUGGACAUUAUUUAACCUCAGUGAGCAAGCAGCGAGAUACCACGGAGACCAGGACGAGGACGACGCGGAACCCGCCGCUCGAUGGGAAGAGGAUCAUGAAGGACACGACGAGUAUCCCGUGGUCAAAGUCGAGGACACUCGGGAUGGAAACUUGAGCGUGCUGCGGAAUAUUGUGCUGGACACGAACGACGAGAACGAGGACGGCUAUGUGAAUAUGCGUGUGGGCCUUGCUAUCGUGGAGUUCCCGAGCCUUUUUGAACUGUACAAUGAGCACCAGGAGUGCUCCGUGAACGUGAUCAAGAUGGAGGAGGACGAGGAAGCGGCGGACGGGAUGCCGUUCUUCAUGAACGAAGACGGAGACGACGACGGCUUCGUCUGCGGCUCGUACUACAACGAAAUCAGACUCCGCGUCUGUGAUGAAGCGAAUAACUGCGUGAUGGAGCGAACUCGUGGCGCUCGAGGAGGCGUGGUGAGCUUCCCAGGCUUACGUCUCGACGUUCCGGGUGGGAUGUAUACUUUCCGUUUUUCGGACGAUCUGUACGGACUGAAGCUCAGUAUUACUACGCGAUUGCGUGAGCCACACGAGGUUUCCGACACCCCUGUCGCUGACUAUGUGGGUCUCAUCAACGACGAAGCUAGAGACGCUAGUCGUCGUAAUCGGAGAAGAGAGCAUGGAAGUGACAACGAGGACGAUUACGACGAAGGGAAUGACUCGGAUGACUCGUUCAUUGUGGACGAUCUGAAUGUACGCACUGAGCAGCCAGUUGGUCGCUUCUCUGAUGACGAAGCGGAGGAUCAGUGGCAAUACCACAGCGACGACGAAGCAGCUGAUGAAGAGCGAGAGCAGCAACGCGUUGGACGGCAGCAAGCUGGUCGACGCACCGAACGUGACGUUCAAUUUGUCGACGAGCAUGACGAGGAAGAAGUUUCCGAACACGAGGAGCAUGAUGGGAGUGAAGAAGCGGAGGAGGAAGUGCGGCCAGGUCGUCGCAAUGCUCGCGUAGUCGAAGAAGCUGCGUUCUCUUCGGAUGGAGAAGCAGACGUGGAUGCUGCUGACGAAGAGAAAGACGAGGAGCAGCAUGGCACUCUGGAGGUGGCUAGACCUCGUCGGCGAAAUGCGAAUCAAAUCGUGGAUAGCGAGGAUGAAGACGAAGGUGACGAGGAGGAACCGGGAAAUAACGACGAAGACGAGCAUAAUGAACGUGGUAAUGAUAACGAGGACGCCAUUAAAGAGGAAGAAGUCGACGCAUUUCCUCGAAAUUCGAGCCGAAAGGUGAAGCGGGAGCAGUGGUUUGAGAGCGAAGAGUCCGAUGAAGAAGACACACGACGUCACUUAGACGCAGCUUUCUCUCCUUGUGAGAAUGUGACUCAAGAUAGACCUCGGAAACGCAGCAGACAGGUUCGAGUCGUCGACGAAGGCGAAAGUGAAGAAGAGGAAGAACAGAUGCAGCGUUCGAUCGUAGCAGCCAACUCAGGACAUGGCCAUGAUGAGGACGAAGGCGAUGCACACGUCCGGCGAGUGCAUCUUUACGACGAGGAGACGGACGAGCGUCACGACAAUGAAGAUGAUGUUCAAAAAGACGACGCUCCGGACUACCCAGACGAGGGCGAGGAGAACGAGUAUCAAGAAGAGCAAGAUGACUAUUACUAA